This is a messenger RNA of Aspergillus candidus, 1023 nucleotides long. RefSeq names its product TLC domain-containing protein. Gene Ontology annotation, molecular function: sphingosine N-acyltransferase activity. Lineage: Eukaryota; Fungi; Ascomycota; Eurotiomycetes; Eurotiales; Aspergillaceae. Gene Ontology annotation, biological process: ceramide biosynthetic process. The transcript has 4 exons. Bases 1 to 1023 code for a protein of 340 amino acids. Gene Ontology annotation, cellular component: membrane. The record is from RefSeq and is a predicted model, not a curated record.
AUGAAGGGCAUUUUGCUGGGAUACUCUUGUCCCUCGUCGGCGUCCAUCACGAGUUUCGAUCUACCGUACUAUGAUUCAAAUACAGGCAACUAUGGACGAGGAUGGAAAGACAUAUACUUUAUAACUGCUACGACCAUCCUCCUAACCACAAUGUGGAGUGUCUCGGUGAAAUACGUCUUUGAGCCCAUAGGCAGGCGCAUGGGAUUAGGAAAGCACAAGGCCAAGCGCUUUGGAGAGCAAACAUGGUUAGGCAUGUACUGUCUCUCUAUGUGGACGCUGGGAAUGUACAUCUGGACACAAUCCGAGCAUUGGAUGGAUGGAUGGGCCUUUUUUGCCACAUUCAUGUCCAAGCAGCUCGACGGGAAACUAAAAUUCUACAUCCUUACCAGCCUGGCAUUUUGGCUGAGCCAGAUUAUUGUGGUCAACGUGGAGAAAAAGCGAAGCGAUUACGCCCUGUACAUGGCGCACCACGUUCUUACCGUCGUUUUAUUUUGGAUUAACUACGUGUACGGCAUGCAUGACGCGAUCCUUGUGGUCUCGAAUCUGAUGGAAGCUGCCGACGUUUUUCUAUGCUCUACGAAGAUCCUCCAGUACCUUAAUUGGAAGACUAGUGGAAACGUUUCCUUUGCCACUUUUGUUGUCGUUUGGAUUGUGUCUCGCCAUGUUAUUUUCGUGCGAUUUUGCUGGAUUUUCAUUCGGGGAAUACCAGCAGAAAUGCCCUACGGCUGUUACUCGGGGGUGAUACGCCAGCUAAACGAGACUGGCAAUGAUUGCCACUCUUGGGGUCGUCUAGCCGGCCCAUUUUGGGACGCACAGGCCCCAGUCUGCAUGACGCCGGUGUUCAAGUCCAUUAUCGUCGUCUUCCUUCUGCUGCUAGAGCUUAUGUGCGUGGCUUGGUCUGUCGAGAUUGUUCAAGUCACUAUGCGAGCUGUAAGGAAAGGAUAUAGUGAAGAUGUGCGUAGCGAUACGGAAGAAGACGCGUAUAGAGAGGCUGAGAAGAAGGCCAAGGUUAAUCAACAAUAG